AUGGAGCGCAAGGCCGUCAUCAAGAACGCGGACAUGUCCGAGGACAUGCAGCAGGACGCCGUCGACUGCGCGUCCCAGGCCCUGGAGAAGUACAACAUCGAGAAGGACAUCGCGGCGUACAUCAAGAAGGAGUUCGACAAGAAGUACAACCCGACGUGGCACUGUAUCGUCGGGCGGAACUUCGGCUCCUACGUGACGCACGAGACGAAACACUUCAUCUAUUUCUACCUCGGCCAGGUCGCCAUCCUUCUUUUCAAGUCCGGCUAG
This is a messenger RNA of Aureococcus anophagefferens, 267 nucleotides long. Its product is annotated as dynein light chain protein 1. The record is from RefSeq and is a predicted model, not a curated record. Bases 1 to 267 code for a protein of 88 amino acids. Gene Ontology annotation, cellular component: dynein complex. Gene Ontology annotation, molecular function: dynein light intermediate chain binding; dynein intermediate chain binding. NCBI's taxonomy places the organism in Eukaryota, Pelagophyceae, Pelagomonadales, Pelagomonadaceae. The transcript has a single exon. Gene Ontology annotation, biological process: microtubule-based process.